Molecule: messenger RNA, 1197 nt
Organism: Guyanagaster necrorhizus
Lineage: Eukaryota; Fungi; Basidiomycota; Agaricomycetes; Agaricales; Physalacriaceae
Exons: 14
Coding region: 162-815 (217 amino acids)
Source: RefSeq, a predicted model, not a curated record
UAGCCUUAUCGGGGCUCCGCGGAUGUGGAUGUAAUCGAUUAUUUAGCCGUGUUACACAUCAGACCAUGAUGAUCAAAUGAGGGAUCGUACGCGAAGCCAAAAGAUUUUCUCCGGACGAUGCUCCUUCUUGUUGACUAUCUUCCUGGGCAAUUGCCAGAGCCAUGCAGAUCAGCUUAGUUACUGGGUCACUGGUGGCGAGUUGUAUGCUUUUGGUUUAUGACUGGGCUUGCACACUCGACCGGGAGGUAGACUAUGUCUGGUCACAUCCCCUAUCGUUUAGCGCGAUGCUAUUCUUUCUGAAUCGAUAUCUACCCUUCGUGGAUGCAUUUAUCUCUAUGAGCUUAUCAUUUACUCAGAACUCUCCCGAGAAAUGUGUUAGACAUUUCAAAGUCAUAACCUGGUUUACGGUGGUGGGCAUUCUUCUGUGUGAAGUGAUUUUGAUGCUGCGAACAUAUGCUAUCUGGGAGCGGAAAAGAUCAGUCAUGAUCGGAUUUAUUAUACUCAUCUUGGUUGUGGCCGUCCCGUCGUUUGUGUUCACGGGCCUGGAGCUCAGCUCCCUUAUAUACAGAAAAGCGGAAAUAGGAUGUCGUCUGAUUCAUGCGAGUCCCAUCAUCAUGGGAGCAUAUCUUUUGCUGCUGCUCUGUGAAACUGUCAUCGCGGUGCUUAUGCUAAUAAAAGCAAUACGGCAUUUACGACCGCCAUAUUCGCCAUGGGUUGCGAAGUUGUACCGAGAUGGAUUAUUGUUUUACCUGUAUCUUCUCGGUCAGCCUUUUUUUUAUCUUCAUAUAUCGGUAUAUGACAAACAUGCCCUGUAGUCCUGUCCUUGGCUAAUGUCGUCAUUCCGAUACGCGUACCUUCACUCUCGAAUUGGCUCGCAACGUGUGUCCUUGCACCCUGCCCAUAUUUUGCUCUUUAUGACGCGCAUCUGCAGACCUCAGCGUGUCUUCCAUUCCAUCUUUUGUACCCGCAUACUCUUGCUGAUCAUGAAACAACGCCGUCCACCAAGCUCACCCAUCUUAGAUAGCACGGAUUUGACGAUUUUUAUGCCUCGCUCUGAGGCAACAGACUCAUCAGCGCUGGCUUCCUCCUCGUCACCAGCAUGAUUCUGACUAUCACACGAUUAGUUAUUUUGUAGAGGCUGUAGCAUAGUCGUACUCUGUAGCUUUAUCUGCUUUUGGAUUCAAGAUCGGUCCGGAC